Centruroides sculpturatus (bark scorpion) is the source of this 757-nucleotide messenger RNA. RefSeq names its product coiled-coil domain-containing protein 124-like. Gene Ontology annotation, molecular function: transcription coactivator activity. The coding region runs from base 152 to 514 and encodes 120 amino acids. The transcript has 3 exons. Gene Ontology annotation, cellular component: nucleus. Lineage: Eukaryota; Metazoa; Arthropoda; Arachnida; Scorpiones; Buthidae. The record is from RefSeq and is a predicted model, not a curated record. Gene Ontology annotation, biological process: transcription by RNA polymerase II.
AAAUGCAUUAAAUUUUUAUCUGUUUUGUAGGAAGAGAAGGAGAAAAAAAAGCAAGAACAAUUAAAUAGAAAAGCUGCUCUUAAAGCAGCCUAUGAGGAAGAAAUGAGUUCAUUAAAAAGUAGUAAGCCAUUAUCACAAAGUAAAGUUACACAUGCUGAUACAGCAGCAAUUAGAAAAGUUAAAAGCUGAGGAGACUGCUGAAAAGGAACUUUUGCAUGAUGAAAAACCAUUAGAGGAAAAUGUUAAUAGGCUCAGGUUUGAAGGAGAAGAAGCUCGUAAUAUUGAAGAGGCAAUUUCAAUUCUUAGCAUAAAAAGCCCAAACGUUGAUCAACAUCCUGAACGGAGAAUGAAGGCGGCAUUUCAAGCCUAUGAAAGUGUCAACUUACCUAGACUUAAAGCAGAAAAUCCAAAUUUGAGGUUAUCUCAGUUAAAGCAAAUGUUAAAAAAAGAUUGGAUGAAAUCCCCAGAAAAUCCCUUUAAUCAACAAACAGCUCCUUAUAAUUCAAAAUCAUGAAGCAUAUAAUUAAAUAGUUUUCAAUUGAGUUUAAAUCAGAAAUUAUAAUGUAACAUCAUUUAUUAAAUUUAAAUUUUUUUGUGGAUUUCAGAAUCAUAUUUACUAAAAUAUUUUAAAAAUUUUCUCAAAAGAAUUAUUUUAUUAAAACUAAAAUUUAUAACAACUACAUAAGAAGUAAAAUAAUUUACAAGUUCAGUGGUGUUUUCUUUACAUAACAUAUUAAAGCAAUAAAAAGUAACAUAU